Molecule: messenger RNA, 4188 nt
Organism: Panonychus citri (citrus red mite)
Lineage: Eukaryota; Metazoa; Arthropoda; Arachnida; Trombidiformes; Tetranychidae
Gene: Noc2
Exons: 11
Coding region: 127-3840 (1237 amino acids)
Biological process (GO): ribosomal large subunit biogenesis; negative regulation of transcription by RNA polymerase II
Cellular component (GO): Noc2p-Noc3p complex; nucleoplasm; Noc1p-Noc2p complex
Molecular function (GO): transcription corepressor activity; histone binding
Source: RefSeq, a predicted model, not a curated record
AGAUUUUUUUAAAUUGAAGAAAAACUUAAUCAUAAUUUAGAGUUGAUUGUUCUGUUUAAUUAUUUUAGUUAAGUUAAUUAGUUGAUUAUUCUUAGUUAUUAAUAUUCGUGAAUUGGGUUAAUCAAGAUGUCUUCGGCCACUAAACUGAGUAAACAGUAUAAAACUGUUCAUAAGAAUCUGCUUACUGAAAAUGGAGCUGAUCGUAAAGCUAUUGUUGCUGCUAUUCAGUUGUUUAAAGAAUGUGUUUCCUCAUUUGCUGGAGGCGAUGAAGAUGAUGGGAAAAGAGGAGAAGAGCCAAUUGAUUUCGACUUGAUGAGAAAUGUAAUCGAUAUGUGUUUCGUUGAUUUACUUCCAGCAAUUCAUAAAUUUCUUAAAUUACCUUCACCCACUGCGAAAACAGAAGAGACUCCAGAUUCUCGGCCAUUAGAUCCAUCAAAGAGUAAAAAAUGGGAAAAAUUGGUUUGGUGUUUAAAGGUUUAUCUAAACACAAUCUUAAAACUAAUGGACACAACUGCUCAAGAAACUCUGCUAACUAAAUUACUCCGACAUAAUCUUUAUUUAAUCCCUUUCUUUUUACAAUUUAAUAAUUUAUCGAAAAAUUUGUUAAAAAGAGUCAUGUUAAUAUGGAGUCAAGGUGAUGAAAAGAAUCGAGUCUUGGCUUUUCUGAUAAUUUUACGAAUAAUUAGACGAAAUGAAUCAACAAUGAUCAAUUUCAUUAUGAAGAAACUGUACUUGGCUUAUGUUAAAAAUUGUAAAUUAAUCUCCAAAGGUACUUGGCCUUUAAUUACAUUCAUGCAACAAUCUCUCGUUGAAUUGUAUUCUCUUGAUCAAGGAGUCGCCUAUCAACACGCGUUCGUGUUCAUCCGUCAAUGUGCCAUUACCCUUCGUAAUGCCGCCGCUUCAUCGGACAAGGAACCAUUUAAAGCUGUUUACAAUUGGCAAUAUGUUCAAUCGUUACUCUUGUGGGCUCGUUUACUCACAUGUUUACAUCCAAGUGACGUAUUGAAACCGUUAAUUCAUCCAUUCGUUCAAGUUUGUAUUGGAACAAUUAAGCAUUUAUCUGUUGCUCGUUAUUUUCCAUUGAGGUUACAUCUUGUUAAAGCUUUGAUUAAAUUAUCAAUUACAACUAAUACUUUCAUACCAAUUUUACCAUUAAUCACUGAGGUUCUUGAUGUUAUCAAUUAUGAAAAGAAAUUCAAAUCUACUAAACAAAAGAAACGUCUUGAUAUCGAUUGUUUGACCAAAGUGUCACAAAAUUUUACCGAUGAAAAGUUGUACGUUGACGCUUGUGUUACCAAAUCUUUCGAGCUUAUUCUUGAAUAUCUUUCAUGUCAAUCUCAUUCAAUUGCUUUCCCUGAACUUUCAUUUUUCACUUUGAGAAAGAUACGAAAAUUUUCAAAGAAAUCUACCCUUGCCCAUCAUGGAAAAAUGAUGAAAAAAUUGGGGGAUAAGAUAGAGGAAACUGUAAAAUUAAUCGAAGAGAAAAGGAAACAUGUAAACUUUGCUUUGAAAGACGAAAAUGCAAUCAAUCAAUGGCAAAAUGAACUAAGAGACAAAGGAACACCAUUGACUAAAUACUUCACCGAAUGGCAGAAAGAAAUGGCAAAGAAAAAGGAAGAAGAAAUUGAAGAAGAGGAAGAUGAGGAUGAAGAUGAGGAUGAAGGAGAUGCUAUUAUGAAAUGGGAAGAUGACGAUGAAGAAAAUGAUGAAGAUAAUGAAGAUGAUUAUGUAGAUAAUGAAGAGGAUGAAGAUGACGAUGAGGAAGUCGAAGAAGAUGAGGAAUCAGAGCCAGAUGAAGAAACACCACCUCCAAAGAAAAAGAAGAAAAAAAAUUGUCUACAGUUUAUUAUGCCACCAAUACUUGCUUUUAAGUUACCAAUUCUAUUGUCCAAGCCUCUUGAUAACCAAUUACUCACCUUAUAUUUGAUUCGAUCAAAUCCUCACAAGAAACCUUAUGAUCCAAAUUAUUUAGAGAAAAAGAAAAGAAAACGAUCAAAGACCAAGAGUAAUAAACCUCCACAAGAAUCUGUUCAACCAUCUAAAUCAUUACAAAAUGAAUCACCAAAAUGUAAACCAAUUCCUGCGGCUACUAAAGAGUCAACAAGUAAACCAGUUAAAUCAAAAGAAUCUAAAUCUAAUUCUAAAUCUAAAACAAAACCUUCGACUAAAUCUAAACCGUUAUCACAAUCCAAGACUGUCUCUAAAUCAAAGGAAUCAUCAACCUCAAAGACUGCAAACAAAUCUUCACCCUCUGUAGCAAAUUUAAUAUCUAGUCAAGUAUUAAGUAUCCCAUCAACAUCUAAGGAAAUAUCAACACAGUUUAAAAAUGUUCCCACUACCAAGACAACCCCGAAAAAAAGGUCAUCUCAAUCUUCAUCCAACACCGGGACUCCAUCGACUAGUCGAAGUGAUUCAACAGCACCAAGAACACCAUUAAAAUCAAAUUUGAAGUCACUUCUAUCCAGUUAUCCAUCGCCAAGUCCCCCCAAACCAAAGCAACUGAAAAAGGAACCUAAAGUUUCAACUGUUUCCAGUGUUUUCGGAGGUUUUAAGAUUCCAAAGAAGUCAAAAGUUAUCCCUAAAUCUGACGAGAAAAUGACAAUUCCCAAAAGACUUCAACCUUCGGGUUUUAGUCCACUUGAUUCAAUAAUCGGGCCGUCAAUCUCUGGUGAAGAUAAAUCAAGGCCAAGUGUGUCCUCGACUCCGGGAAAAUUUGAUUUAAGUCAAUCUCUAGUGAAUCAGAAUACUGAUUUAGAUCCAUUGGAAAGUGAUGAGCCAGAAUUAGGAUUUGAUCUCUAUGGAGCUGAAGAACCAAUUAGUCAACCAUUAGAAGAAGAUUUUAGUAGCGAAAAUAUUGACCCGCUAAUUAGAGAGGAAGAUGAAGGAGAACAACAAGAACAACAAGGAGAAGAAGGAGAAGAAGAGGAAGAGGUGGAAGUGGGAGAAGAAGCUAAAGAAGAAAUAGCCGAGGAAGAAGAAGAAGAAGAAGAAGCCGAAAAUUUUGAUAAUUGGCGUUUAGAUGAUCCUAUGGAUGAAAGUUGUCCGACAUCUUUACCAGAAGAAUCAAUUUUAAAGCAAUUAGACGAUGAAAGUGAAAGCUCAGAGGAUGAAGGAAAUUUCAAACGUCGAGGAGUGAAAAAUAAAGUCGAUAUAAAAACAGAAACGAUCUCAAAACGAAAAGGGCGCGAUGAGGUUGUCCCGCCGAGAAAUGAUUUUAAAUGUUCACAAUCAACACCAUUAAAGCCCAAAGUCAUCCCAUUACGUUCAUCUUCAUCUAGACCACAAAUUCCAGCAUCACUUUCGCCUCCUCGAAAUUUACCUUCAACCUCACAACCACAACACAAACACAACCACACCACACCACCACCACCACCACCAACACCAUCAUCUACACCAUCAUCAUCUUUGAGACCUACAGUACAAUCAAUUAUCACUAAAAUCUCAAGCAUCGAAUCGUCAGAUGAUGCAAUGAAAAAUUUCCUCGAAGCUUAUAAACGUUUCCCUAAGCUUUUCGCUGUUGCUGUUCCCCGUUUUCAGACUCUAUUCAGAACUUUAUUGCUCAAUUUAUUUCGAGAUUUGAAUUUCAUGUUUAACCAAGAAAAAUUUACGAUUUUACUCAAUCAAAUGCGACAACUUGGUAUGGAUGAAAGUUACAAUUGGGAAGAGAUUAUCUGUUCAUGGGGAAAAAAUUACGAAACCUUAUUAUCCAAUCAAGCGAAAUUAGAAAAUAUGAUUAAAGUGAUUACCCAUAUUUACAAUCAUCUACAAUCAAAUAAGAUCUUGAUUAAUUUACCGGCGGCCGGACUAUUGUAUGAAAUGAAAAUGGUUAAAAAUGAGUGAUCAUUAAUCAAGAGGGAAAAAUAUCUGUUAUAUUAAUCAUGUUAUUAAGUAAUUGAUUAAUCAAUUAAUUCAAUUGUCAACGUAUUCUCCUUUAUUAUUUAUCUUUACCAUUUGAUUGUUAAUUAUCAUCAUCAUCAUCAUCAAAUAAUCAUGGAAACAAAAAGGUUUGAUUAUAAUUAAGAUUAAUCUUGUUUUCAUAAAUCAUAAAUAUAUAUUUCUUAUUAAUAUUUUUUUAGUUUUAUAUGAUAAAUCAAUCAAUCAUCAUCAAUCAUUUGAUUAUAAAUUCACAUCGAUAAUCACACAAUCAAAUCAAAGUUUACUAAUUAAUAAACAUGAUUUAAAAAAGAU